Molecule: messenger RNA, 600 nt
Organism: Prunus armeniaca (apricot)
Lineage: Eukaryota; Viridiplantae; Streptophyta; Magnoliopsida; Rosales; Rosaceae
Source: the annotation of a GenBank genome assembly
AUGACGAAGUGCCUCAAUUUGAUAUUGUCAUCUAGGAUUGUCAUCUGUUCUCCUUUUGUUCAGCUUCUGCAGGACUUGAGAACUCGCAAAGUGCCUAAGGUUGGCUAUCCAACAUUGGGUGCAUUUGCAGAGUUUGUCUCUGAAUUUGAUGAGCCUAGUGGUUCAAGUUCAAAGAACAAAGAUACAAGUGUUCUUGACACUGGUAGGCCUUUUAGCCCUGCCAUGUUUGAAGGCAUUCUUAAAAAUUUUACUCCAGAUGUACCAACUAGCAUCUUGGGCAGGCUAAGACAAGAAGAUGCCCAGGAGUUCCUUAGCUUCAUUAUGGAUCAGAUGCAUGAUGAAUUACUUAAGCUUGAAGGACAGCCCUUGAGUAUUAAUGGCCUCAAAUCAUCUCUAGUAUCUUCUGCAGAAGAAGAUGAAUGGGAGACGGUUGGCCCUAAGAAUACAUCUGCAGAAAGACAAACUUUUUUUAGGGAAGGGUGGGUGACUAUCAAAGAGCAUUAUGUCAGGCCUCCAAGAUGGUGGAAAGAAUUUCAUCUUCAAGAUGGACGCAGACUUAUAGUCAUCAAUUUGUUGCAACUUCCUCCAGCAUUGUACUAA